AUGCGUGCUACCCUUUCCAAUUUUUAUCAAAGUGCAGAUAAAAUCCGAACGAGAUAAUUACUUCAUGGAAUUAAACGAAUAAUUAUCGCGAUAAAAAUUAUAUCGAUUAUUUUAAAUUAUUGUCGAACAAUAUUGAACUAACGCGAAAUCGAUAAAACUCGAAAUAAAUGUUAUCAAUAAUAUUUAAAUACGUCAACGUUAUAUAAGUUUAAAAUAACCUCAACUGUCAGUAAUCGAUGUGUGUGAACUGUCAAAAUUAAUAAUUUUUAUUAAUAAUAAUAUAAUUCCAAUUGUGUGUUCAUAUGGCUGCCGAAGCGCAAUGUAUAUUCUGUAAAAUAAUUAGAAAUGAAAGUCCGAGUGAAAAGAUUUAUGAGGAUGAGAACGUAACGGUUAUUAAAGAUAUCAAUCCAGCAUCUACUCAUCAUUACUUAAUACUGCCAAAUAAACAUAUACGCAAUGCCAAAGAAUUAAAACGUGAAAACGACGAGCUUUAUGAUAAAAUGAUUGCAACCGUUCAAAUAAUAGCAGAACAACAAGGACUCGAUGUUGAAUCUACCAGGACUGGUUUUCAUUGGCCGCCGUUUAACACUGUACAUCAUCUUCAUUUACAUGUUAUAUCUCCCAUCGAAAAUUUGUCUUUUAUUAAACGAGCAAUGUUUAAUCCUAAUACUCCAUGGUUCGUUAACACGGACUACGUGAAAUCGCAUUUACUAAAACAAUGAUACGUGAUAUGUAUAAUUUAAUUAUUAUUGAAAUUUUAUAAAAAUUUAUAUCUCUGUUAUUUAUACUUAUAUAUAUUAAUUAUUUCAAUUUGAUUGCAUAAUGUUUUAAGCAAAAAAACUUAUUCAUUUUAUAUUAAAACAAUUAGCAUUUUAUAUAGAUUGUAAUUUUAAUCUAUAAGUUUUGUAUAAUUUCCUUGAUUAAAUAUACGUUGCCAUUCUCUUCCA
This is a messenger RNA of Polistes canadensis, 947 nucleotides long. Its product is annotated as histidine triad nucleotide-binding protein 3-like. NCBI's taxonomy places the organism in Eukaryota, Metazoa, Arthropoda, Insecta, Hymenoptera, Vespidae. The transcript has 4 exons. Gene Ontology annotation, molecular function: catalytic activity. The coding region runs from base 303 to 722 and encodes 139 amino acids. The record is from RefSeq and is a predicted model, not a curated record.